Toxorhynchites rutilus septentrionalis is the source of this 2352-nucleotide messenger RNA. It is a transcript of the gene nudE, whose product is annotated as nuclear distribution protein nudE homolog. Lineage: Eukaryota; Metazoa; Arthropoda; Insecta; Diptera; Culicidae. Bases 281 to 1573 code for a protein of 430 amino acids. The record is from RefSeq and is a predicted model, not a curated record. Gene Ontology annotation, biological process: vesicle transport along microtubule; cell migration; mitotic centrosome separation. The transcript is spliced from 2 exons. Gene Ontology annotation, molecular function: microtubule binding. Gene Ontology annotation, cellular component: kinetochore; kinesin complex; centrosome.
UACAACUGUCAUGUCAGUCCACUUUUUCCUAUUUACGUUAUAUGUUUAGCAGCUCUCUUCGUGUUACGAACGAAAAAAAAUCAAGAAAAAUGUACACAUAAUUACUUUUUCUGUCGAAAAGAACCCCGUUCACGCAGCCUAGGCGACAAUUGUUUCCAUAUCCCGAGUGAUCUGUGAUCGGUCGGAAGCGAUCCUUCAAGAGGACUUCGAGAAAAUCGAAACAAGCUGGUGAGCACCUCAGAGAUAGACAAGCUGAGUUGUCUUGUAUUUUUUCCCUGAAAUGGACCAGGAAAAACUUUUCACUAGCGUGGAGGAGGAAUGUUUAUAUUGGAAAGAGCGAUGUUUGAAGCUCUCCCAGGAGAGGAAUGACGUUCAAAGGGAAUUCGAUGACUUCACCGAAGAAUCGCGACAGCUGGAGGCGGAACUGGAGAUGACAAUUGAACAGCAGGAGAAGAAAAUCCGCGAUUUGAAUCAGCUCGUAAGUACACUGCGAGUGGAGUGUGAGUCAUUUAAGCGUAAAGUAGUGAACAGUGAAAAUGAAUCGAACAAGAUUGACGCCGACUACAAACACCUGACGAAGGAGAAUGAGAAGUUCAAGGUUUACAUCCGUGAGCUGGAGCAGAAAAACGACGAUUUGGAACGGGCAAAUCGGGUGGCAAGUGAGAGUGUGGCCGAGUUCGAAUCCAUGUUGAACCAGGCUUAUGAGAAAAAUGCUCUGCUGGAACUAGAGGUAGACGAAAAAGAACGAAUGCAGAUCAAGCUGCAACGACUUAUGGACGAGGCAAGGGAUUUGAAACAGGAGUUGAAGGUAAGGAAUAUUCCUAAAGGCGAAGAGGAUGGUGUGGAGCACGAAACAGAAGACACUGUAAUGGAAGACAAGACUCAAGAUCUCGCUAAUGAAUCCAGAUCUGCAACACCCGGCUCAAAUGCCAUUGCAAACAUAUGUCUCAGUGCCACAAAGCUGGAGAAUAUCAACAAUAACAUCAAUAAUAAGAAGACAGACACUACAAUAGCGGCUAUUACGAAAUCAGUGAUCAAACUUGACUUGGAAUCUACAAUUGGAUCCAUAGAAACUGUAAUGCCUCAAGCAGACGAAAAUGCUCUCCAACAAAAGUUGAUAAUGGAACGGAACGGAAAUAUCAAUACUUCUCUGGCUCUCAUUCCCAGCCCUUUAAAUGCUCCAAUGGCCCCGAGCGAUAGAGUAUCUACUCUCAGCAUCGUCGCAGACCUACUCCGGCGCCUGGACAACAUGGAGGCGAAACUGAAAGCCUGGAAGAUACGCAAACCGUCUUCUCGAGCAAACCUUGCGAGCAGCGGAAGCCACAGGAAUAGUCACAGUCACCUGAACCAUCAGUUCCAAAACCACCAUUCCCAGCAUCAUCUUUCCUCUGUGAGUGGUUUGGUCGGAGCUGAAGCACCUGCCGAUAGCAAUAUGUCGCUCAAUUCCAUUGGCAGUGGAGACAGUUGUUGUAACGUCCAGUUGCACUCUUACCAACCUGGCCUCUCCACGAUUGGGACGCAAACUUCUCAGCAGCAGAUACAGGCUAAAGCGGAGCUGCGAACAAGCAAAUAAGUUAAAAUCUCUCAAUCCUUUACUCAUAUGCGUAUAAUUUGUAUUUUUAAUUAAAUUAUUUAAUUUAAUGAUUAGUUUUUAAAAGUAAGUUUCCAUAAUGUGUGCUUGUACAUAUGUGUAGGGGAACGUGGGGCAAAGUUGAAGAAACAAAAUAAAGGAUAAAAUUUAUUUAGGGAAAAUAGUUUGAAGCGUUGAUCGAAUUCAAAGCAUCUAUUUAGAUUGGUCGUUCUGAUACUUGAAACAGUGCCCUUAAUUCACAUUCGCUAAAUCAAAAGCUCUAUUUUAAGACAACACCGCCGCCUUCAUCUAUAUUUUUCGAGAAACUUUAAUUAAUAAUAAAUUGUAAUUGUAAUCAUUGGUAAAGUUAUUGAACCAUGUAAUGUUUAUAAUUCACACCUAUCUGAAUGUAUACUUAAAACACAUUCAUAAACUGGCUCCCCCAAUAAAUAAACGAACUGUAACAUGAACUGAACGGGCACCCGCCGCUGUUAAUUAAUAUCAAAAUAAUAGCACUCUAGAAAUUUCGCUUCAUAUCCUAUCCCUCCAAAGAGAGCUAUUUCAACAGACAUUGAACUGAUAUAUCGAGGAAAUGAAAUGGAUAAGGCAAUAAGAAGUCAUAAUAAAUGCGUAGUAUACAUUCUUCAGCAAUGUAUAAUAGAGGACGUAUGUCAAAAAUGAAUAUCUGGGCAACAAUUAUAAAUUAACAGACCGAAAACUAUGACAGUGUAUUCUUACUGAAUAACAAAAAAGAAAUAAAUUAUAUAUUGGCAUCAAACUUA